AUGGCCAGUGGAAUUUUCAACUCAACCUACUAUGGCAAGGACUACCGGGCUGGUGCAGCUCUGUUGCGUGCCCGUCGACCCUAUCUCUUCAAGAACGCUGCCACUGGUCUGGCUCUGGUCACUUUUACCAUUGGUGUCUACGCAUACACCAUCCGAGCCGUUGGCCAGGAUGAGUUCUCCGACGUAAAAGUCCCCGAUACCCCCGCCUCGUCGCAAUCCAAGAAGCAGUAG
Messenger RNA from Aspergillus tanneri, 231 nucleotides. RefSeq lists its product as uncharacterized. Gene Ontology annotation, biological process: mitochondrial respiratory chain complex IV assembly. Lineage: Eukaryota; Fungi; Ascomycota; Eurotiomycetes; Eurotiales; Aspergillaceae. Gene Ontology annotation, cellular component: mitochondrial inner membrane. The transcript is spliced from 3 exons. The record is from RefSeq and is a predicted model, not a curated record. The coding region runs from base 1 to 231 and encodes 76 amino acids.